UUGUGAACAUAACUUGACAGCAUCAGUAGUUGACUUGUGUUUACAUUAUAUAGAACUAUUUCAAAUUAGAAAUGUCAAAUUAUAAACCGACUACUCGUCAUUUGCGAGAGGUGAUACUUUAUUAUUUUAAUAAUAGAAAAUCUUCCAGUGAGGCUCACCGAAUGCUUUUAUACGCUUAUGGCAACGGUAUUAUAUCCCGUGGAACAUGUUCUAAUUGGUAUCAAAGCUUCGAAAAAGGUGAUUUCAACUUAGACAAACCUACUUCAAGACCACUAAUAACUAGAGAACAAGAAAUUGAAGAAUUACUGCGUUGGAUGCUUGAAGACCCGGGUAUUACUCAAGCAGAGAUAGCAGGAAAAUAUGGAAUAAGCCAAUCUAAAGUUUCUGCACUCGUAAACAGUCAGGAAUUUAACGACAAAUUAAAAGAAACAGGGCGUGAUUUGAAGUUAGAAAAAAUUACUUCAAGAAAUCCACGUAGAGAAUGGGAAGAUAAAGAAUUAGUGCGUUUGAUCCAUGAAAACCCGGAUAUAUCUCAAAGGAAGUUGGCAAAACAAUUGGGAUUAUGCCAAUCUACAGUUUCAAAUCGCCUAAAAAGUCUGGAAAUACAAAACAAAUUAAAAGAAAAAGGGCAAAGAUCUACUUCAAAAACACCACGAAGAGAAAAGGAAGAUAAAGAAUUAGUGCGUUUGAUCCAUGAAAACCCGGAUAUAACUCCAAGGAAGUUGGCAGAACAAUUGGGAUUCAGCAGAGCUACAGUUAAUAGGCGUUUAAACAGUCUGGAAAUACAAAACAAAUUAAAAGAAAAAGGGCAAAGAUCUACUUUAAAAACACCACGUAGAGAAAGGGAAGAUAAAGAAUUAGUGCGUUUGAUGAAUGAAAACCCGGAUAUAACUCAAAGGAAGUUGACAGAACAAUUGGGAUUAGGCUUAGCUACAGUUAAUAAGCGAAUAAACAGUCCGCCAAACAGUGGCUUGAUAAGCAUUAAGGGGAUUCUGCACCAAGGAAAUAAACUAUUAUUUACUGGUAUGUUGAAUUUAAACGUGGUCGUACAAGCGCAGAUGAUGCUGAACGCUCUGGUCGCCUAA
This is a messenger RNA of Polistes dominula (European paper wasp), 1085 nucleotides long. RefSeq lists its product as uncharacterized. The record is from RefSeq and is a predicted model, not a curated record. Lineage: Eukaryota; Metazoa; Arthropoda; Insecta; Hymenoptera; Vespidae. Gene Ontology annotation, molecular function: DNA binding.